Messenger RNA from Dreissena polymorpha, 5046 nucleotides. RefSeq lists its product as uncharacterized. Gene Ontology annotation, biological process: calcium ion import across plasma membrane. Gene Ontology annotation, cellular component: plasma membrane. The transcript is spliced from 3 exons. Bases 881 to 2296 code for a protein of 471 amino acids. The record is from RefSeq and is a predicted model, not a curated record. NCBI's taxonomy places the organism in Eukaryota, Metazoa, Mollusca, Bivalvia, Myida, Dreissenidae. Gene Ontology annotation, molecular function: stretch-activated, monoatomic cation-selective, calcium channel activity; protein binding.
CAGUCGGAUAAUCGAACGUGGCAUAUGUGUAUAGCGAAACGCAGACACGCGGUAUCUACCAGGUAACUUCUAGAGAAAGAACCGAACCUUUGAAGAUAAGCCAUCCCGGUGUGUUUAUAAUGCAAGCAUAUUGGUGGAAUCUCUCGAUUUUCAGCGUGCGGUAUUUAGAUGAGAUCUGGUGUAGUCGACCUUGAGGUGGUUUCAUACCAAAGUUGCGGGAGUAAGGGGCACGUUUAUUGUGGUGUUUUCUGGUGUUUACUGUCGGAUUUAAGUGGAUACUUCAGUCAAUUCCUCGUUCACUGCGAUUCAAUUGGAAUAAGAGGAUAAGUUAUAUAACAGCAACAAUCAGUUUCAACACAAGAAAAUACAAGUGUUAGCUGUGAUAUCUUGUUAAAAUUAUAAAUUCGCCUGAAAAUAAAUUCAGUCUGUAAAUCAUACCGAGGGACGUUAGUUUGAGAUGCGUUUACCUCACACGCGGAUAAUACUAUAAACAACCUCUUUCAGAAGGCAAAAGAACACUAUACACACUGAAACUGUACCGCACUGUUUUAUUUAAGUUUUAUAGUAUGACACUGUGCAUAAAUACCAGGAAUGUGCGAUUAACGACUGUGAAACCGCUACGUAUUGUCCACCUUCUACAACCAUUUAUCAGAGAAUGAUCACGUGAUCAUAGAACCUCUUAAUCAACGUGCUCUUGUUAGUUAGGUCUUAAUGAUAACUUUGAUAUUGAUCUUAUAGUUGGAAAUGAUAAGUCGAUAUACAUAGUCAAAUCCCAGCGAAGCCUCUGCAACAAGCUAACACAUACAGGUGGUAUGCGGAUCGAUUUUAAAAGUCCUCUUAAUGCGAUCAUCGACCAAGUCUCGCGGCCACUUUGGAAACUAUGGUCAAUAUAGGGCGACAUGGGGAUAUCAAAUCAGCUGAUAAGCCAUGUCUAAGACUAGCCCACCCAGAACGGAUAUUGCGCAAUUCACGUGCUGUAAACGCGAACGGACGUGGCCAUGAACACGUGACGCAACUUAUUACCUCAGAUGAAGAAACUUGCAAUAAGAGAACAGUGGCGAAGUGUUCUAUCACGGCAGUGGAUAUCCCCUAUAACCAAACCGGCGAUAUCCUUGCGUGCUGUAAAUAUUCAUCGGAAUCAUAUACUCAGUGUCAUUGUAAAGGAUCAGUAUUCGAGACCCCUUCGCACGAGACCUACGAAGCUUAUCUGGAAAUCCCCCAAAGAGACCACCGCACGUCGGCCUUGCGGACGCUGCCUCCAUCUCUCUGGCAGCCGAAAGCGAUCAAUUCUCAUUCCAAAAUCUGUAUCUCCUCGAAUCGCACUUUUACCAUUACCCUCUUUUAUGUGCUUAUCUCUCUUCUACUCCUGUGUAAGAGCUGUGUCUGCCUUCUGUGCUCGAACGAGGACCGUCUUAAUCAAACGUCCCUUAGUUUCGGGCUCUCCGAGCGUCCCAGCUACCUUGGCUUAAUCGAUCGAAACAAAUUCCCUAAAAUCUACUCCCAGUGUAAACCGUUGACUUCUAACUUUGUAAACGAUGUAUGUGAUAUUAAGCUAAAAUCGACUAUAUCCUCUAGAAGUAUGGAGUUGAGAAAAUUACACACAAAUUUCUGUGGUUACCCUUUAGUUAAUGUGCUUUCAAGUGAGGAAAUACGGCGCGUCACCCAUUGUUCCAAGGGUGAUUGUUUAAGUGUUUUACAAGCUGUUCAAUACACGGAUUCGGAAUUAAGUGAUAUGUUCUGUCAAUUCACGGAUGUUGUAAAUAUGAUCGACUGCAAGGAGGUGUUUGCUACCCUAGGAAACUGCGACAAAUGCAAGAUGGCCUACAGACAAUGGUUGUGCUCAGUAUAUCAUCCAUUUUAUGACAAUGGUAAACCCGUCAAGCCAUGUAUUGAGUUCUGUGAUCUAGUCUCGGAAAACUGCCCUUUCUUCCGUCCGUUUGGGGAAACGCUUAUUGGGGAACCGGGUUUUAUAUGCAAAGAUUCAAAGUCAAAACUCGCCGCAGAUACUGCUGUUAUAUAUGGUCCACCAGACUGUUGUUAUAAACCAUGUUUCGUCACUUCCGGUCGUCAUGAUUGCCCGCCUCCCGUCUGCAAGGCUCCGCACGUGGGAAGCGUGCUGUCUCCAGACGACAUCUCAACUAACGUCACGUCGCAUAGCAACCUUACCACGCAGCUUGCCAGUUCAGCGAACCAUUUAGUCAUUCAUUCAAGAAUAGUAUUUGUAUUAUAUGUCAGUGUUAUAAACGCAUUAUUCAUCAAAUAUGACGUCGUACAUAAGAGUAUAGGAUGGACAUAGCGUUAGAAAAUGUGAAUGUAUGUAAAUUUAGUGUAUCAUAGAUCAUAAAAAAUAAUUAAAUCAAAACGUGUGUCAAUGGUGUGAACAGUGUAAGGGUUUGUUUUUACAAUGCGUUGUUCAGUAAUCUUAUUAAAGAGGCGGACAAAAAGCAAAUUGCUUGAUAUUGGAAAUAGAACACUUGAUAACUAUCACAGCAAAAUGGAAAAUUAGCAAUUUAUAUUCGGGUUCCUGUUAUAGCUAUGUAUCGAUCUGCGGUCUUAACUGACCGAUCUUUGUUCAACAAGGACGAUAAGAGAAUCGCAUUUCCAAGAAAAAACGUGUUCUCUGGCAUCAUAUGAAAGGAUUUCACAAGCCUUUUGCAUAUUAAUACGAUUAUAAAUUUAUGAACGCAAAUAAAUAUAAAUACGAAUGUAAUGUUCUUGUUAUGCGUAUGUUGUGUUCUAAACAUGAACUGUUUUACCUCAAUUAUGUACACAUCUUUUGUGAAGUAAGAAAUUAAAAAGAAGGCAAAAAACAUGGCUUGAAAAUGUGUAGAUUAGAUGUGUGCCAAUGUGUGCAGUUUAGUGACAUAACUGCCUCAGUCGUUACCGACGAUUUAAAACAUCGUUUUUCAAAACGUUUCCAAUUGUUAAAGUCAAGUCUAGUUACGCUUCUCAUCAAUUCAGGUGAAUAACAAACAAAAUAUUAGUUGUUUGAGUUACAAUAAUACAACAGUAUAUUAUAUUAUUUAAGAAAUUCUGCCUAGAAAACUGCACUGUGUAUAUAUAAAAUGAUUUUUAUGAUGUAAAUCCAAAAAUCGACAUAAAGUCAAUUUUAGAUGUAAACAAAUAAUUUUAUAAAAUCAACCUACAAUAUUUAAGUUAGAUACCAACAUCAAAAAGUACAACAUUUUACGCAAAUACUUAUUGGAAGAACAAGUUGGCAUAAGGCAAUUUUUAUUCAAAUUAAAAUGCAGUAGAAAAUGGUAAAUAAAUAUACCAUAGUAUGUAUAUGUAUAUAUAUGUUGCAUAUUUAGUAUUAAUUUAAAUUGCUUUUAAUUUACGUUCCAUCGACAUAAAGUGUUCGUAAACAAUUAUGUAUCAAAUGUAAAUGUGUAUUUAUGUUUGAUAAUUGUAGUUUGCUGUGGAACAUGUUGCUUAUUGGUCCGGACAGUCCAAAAAUAUGUGUUCAUUUCGCACUCAUGGAUUGCGGGUGUCCGCAUUGGUGGGUUGCGAAAUAUGAAUAGUCGUGUGUGCGGGCUUCGUGAGUGCGAAAGAGUUGUUGCAAGCAUGGUUGCGUAAUAUUGCGUGUGCAUAUUUUACAUGUUCUUGCUAGAAACGGUUGUCCUUACUUUGCGGUACAUUGUUUAGAAGUACUAUUGCAGAAAUUUGAGAUUUACGUCGGAAUAAUACAAAUUGGAAUAUAUAAUUAUGAAAUUGUGUUAUUCGGUAAGCUCUUAAUAUGCCAUUAUUUCCUUUUAGCGACGACGUAUAGCUUCGCGAUAAAAUAUAAAGGGGAUUUUCAAGAUAUGUUGUAUGAAUAAAUAUGUUUCCAUUUUUAGAAUUUGAUUGUAUGUAUGUCAAAAAUGUUUGUUAAUGCAAAACUCCCACUAGUGAAUGUAUGGUUUGAGUUCAAAUGAUAUUCAGCAUGUGUAUUUUUGAGGGGGUGUAUAUGUGUGCGUUUGUGAAGAGUUAUUCCUGUCGUCGAUUAGAUGUUUUAGAAAAUAAGCAAGUCACAACGGAUGAUGUGUGGUGUGUAUUUACUAAUUGUUUUUGAGUCUGUUAAUAAUUUUAAUGAGCGUAUUUGUAUCCGGUGUUGAUGGAAGUGUGUAUUGGGUAAGAUUCAAUUAAUUUUUAUCAUUAAAAUAAUCUCAUUGAAAGUUUAUUAUUGUCUGUGUCUGCAAAAAUACAGCCAAGUCUAACAUGUUUUAAAAUAAUAUAACGUUUUCAUUCAAUAUUUGAUUUAAUGCCAUCCUUAUCUUGUCAUAUAUUUUGCUAAAUAUUUGGCCUGUUCUAGAGGCAAUAUUAAAAAAGCGUAAAUAACGACGUGAUGUUUUCUUUGCUUAUCAAAAACGUAAUAUAAACAUGUAUAUAUAUAUAUAAAUAUAAGGUCAUGUAUUCAUGCGUUACUUUUCUUAAUAAAAGAAGUACACAUGUUUAAGUUAAAUUGUGAAAUUAAAAUUCAAUUAAAAUUGAUCUGAAUUUAUCGUAUACCUAUUUUGAACUAUACAUGUUGCUAGAAGAUAAUCAUAAAGUUUCCGUUUUGUAAAAUACCAACACACAAGUUUUUAAACAUAUUUUUCUAUCAUUUCAACCCAUAUUUAACGAUUGCCCGUAGAAGCUUCCCAAAACAGGCAAGAAAUAUACAGGCAUCUGCCGCUUUCAAGUUUAGAUACGUUUCAUUGCGAUGAUAAUGUCAUUAUUUGACUAUUGUGUAGUACUUUUUAAACAAAUGUCAUCGGUCGAGGCAAAACACACCACAAUUGCCAGAACCGGUCUUGGUUAAGAUUUGAAAUCAAGGGGCGCUACCCAUAUUUGUGAUAAGUUUUAUUUAAUUAGAAGUUAACGUACCUCUGGAAAAUUUCGCAUUCUGGAAGUUAGUAUAUCUUUGUUUAUUACCAAAAAUACUUAACGAAGUUCCGCGAUACAGACUUGCGAUACUUAUGAUUUGAUCUGGAGUGUGUUAUCAUACAGUUAGUUGUAUAAAAAAUACAAAUUAAUGCGACUUUACGAUGAAUUAAAUGCUUUUAAUUCAAACACACAUAUAUAUAU